AUGAAAGCCAUAAUACAACGGGUGCUGUCGGCAUCCGUGACGGUGGACAAGGAGGUUGUGUCCUCUAUCGGCAAGGGCAUACUUGUGCUUGCCGCCGUCGGUGUCGGGGAUACCGAGAAGGAGGCCGACAGCUUAGCGGCCAAGGUGUUGAAGCUGAAGAUUUGGGAUGGCGAGAAUGGUUCUAGGUGGAAGAGAAGCGUGACUGAGAUCGAGGGAGAGAUACUCUGCGUCUCCCAAUUCACACUACUCGCCAAGACGUCCAAAGGCAACAAGCCCGACUUCCACCAGGCGGCGCCGGGAGAAGAGGCGAAGCGACUUUAUCACUACUUCCUUGAGAAAGUGAAGGCGGGGUACGUGGCGGAGCGGGUCAAGGACGGCAGGUUCCAGGCUAUGAUGGAGGUGGCCUUGGUGAAUGACGGGCCGGUCACGUUCGAGGUAGUCGUGCAGCCCAAGGGCGUUGAGGAGCCGCAGUAG
Scedosporium apiospermum is the source of this 474-nucleotide messenger RNA. RefSeq lists its product as uncharacterized. Gene Ontology annotation, cellular component: cytoplasm. The record is from RefSeq and is a predicted model, not a curated record. The transcript has 5 exons. Lineage: Eukaryota; Fungi; Ascomycota; Sordariomycetes; Microascales; Microascaceae. Gene Ontology annotation, molecular function: D-tyrosyl-tRNA(Tyr) deacylase activity. Bases 1 to 474 code for a protein of 157 amino acids. Gene Ontology annotation, biological process: tRNA metabolic process.